This is a messenger RNA of Nymphaea colorata (pocket water lily), 1441 nucleotides long. RefSeq lists its product as uncharacterized. Lineage: Eukaryota; Viridiplantae; Streptophyta; Magnoliopsida; Nymphaeales; Nymphaeaceae. The transcript has 4 exons. The record is from RefSeq and is a predicted model, not a curated record. The coding region runs from base 158 to 1057 and encodes 299 amino acids.
UGGAGGUUGCCGUCGUAUUGAGAUUUCGUCUCUCUAUCUCUCUUAAUUGAGGGCUUGAACAGCUCGAUAGAAGGGGAAGAUGCGCAGCCAGCCUUCUGUAAGUGUCCGGAAAUCUGUGUGAUGAAAAGGCCGCCCUCGCCUCCGAACCAAGAAGAAGAUGCAUGACUUCACGACCGUUGAUGGCUUUAUGGACGUGAAUGAUUGCGUGGUAGAGAUGAUACAGAGGGUAGCAAAUGAGCCGUCAGUCGGCCUUUUCUACGUCCAGCAGCAUACUCAGAACGCGGUUCCGAAUUUGAUUCGUACGAAGAAUAGAGUUAUGGAGAAGUCAAAUGAGGUAGCAUUGCAUACGGCUAACUUGGACGACUCCAUCACCAUGGUGAGAUCAAUGAAAGACUUUGGUGUGCCUAUAGCUGAUCAGAUGACUAAAGACAUUCAGAAGUCUUUGAUUAUGUUGUCAAGCAUGAAGCUGCAGAAACGCCCAUUUCGUGUCACUUCAGAAGGUGAGGGCAGUUCAUCAUGGCGUGGUCUGCGGAUGGCCAGAAGUGGGUCUUGGGGAGGUUCGACGUUUGGUUCAAGCUCUGUUUCAACUCAAGUGAAAGAAACUAGCAACUUGUACCACCAAUAUGAACCCUCUACCUCCGAACCUUCUCAGAUGACAGAGAGUAAAGGAUCAAACAAACUUUCCGUGAUGUUGAAUUCUGCAAAGCAGAAGGCUUCAGUUCUCAGAUGGCUGCAACGUGAUGCUUCAGGACCUCAUAGUCUGAAUAAUAAAUAUUCUGGUUCUUCUAGUGCAACCCCACCAUUCAUCGACAUUCGAUCAGAUGAUCCACAUCUCUCUGGGCAGAUAAGCCAUCAGUCUGAAAUGGUUGAACAUUAUGAACCGCCUACCACGGGUGAUCCUUCUGUAGAAUCACAUAUUAAUGAGCCAUCAGAACUGAUGGAGAGCUAUGAGAAAUUCAAGUCUGAUCGUGAAGCCAAGCUAGAGGAAUGGCUUAAAGAGACUGAUAAUCAUAGGUACCAGAUUGGUACUAAUGAAAAUACAGCUACUGCAGACUAAAUAUUGGUCAAACGUUUGUGCUGCCAUGAUUUCAAGUAUCUAGCUUUUCUCGUGGUCAUGUCAAGGCAACAGGCUUUCAUCUUCCAUGCUUUCAUAGAGGAGCUCCUUGCACGAUUCACAUCAUGGACCGGUUUUUACUCUGAAGUUUAAUGUAAUUUUCAGGUUAAUUCUCUUUGUUCUAUGAUCGUUACUGUUACUGAGAUGUCAUUGUCCUGUAUAGUGUUUUUGGAAAUCAUGUUAGCCUAUCUUGAACGCACAUAAGCUUUCAUCAUGUGCCCUUGAGAGCUGAACCCUGUAUAUUUGCUGUAUUUUUUUGGAAAAGGGCUGCGUUGUACUAUUUGUUCUACAUUUUUGAUAAAGUGAUUUCUAUCUAGUUCUGUAUCA